Acyrthosiphon pisum (pea aphid) is the source of this 1109-nucleotide messenger RNA. Its product is annotated as kelch-like protein 2. Bases 490 to 885 code for a protein of 131 amino acids. Gene Ontology annotation, molecular function: protein binding. The record is from RefSeq and is a predicted model, not a curated record. The transcript has 5 exons. Lineage: Eukaryota; Metazoa; Arthropoda; Insecta; Hemiptera; Aphididae.
GUCGUCGAAUAUCGUCUCAAUCUGAGCGUCACGAGUGCGCGUCCAUCUUCUCCGUCGUCAAAUAUCGUUUCGAUCUGAGCGCCACGAGUGCGCGUUCGUGUCCGCUCACGUUAUCAUUACGCCGCGUACGCGUUUUCCGUCCCGUCAUUCGCCGUCGUGCAAAUACACAACUUGCCGACGCCGUCGUGUCCGCUAACCGCUUACGUUAUUUUAACGCCACGUACUCGUUUGUACGUGUCUCGUUUGCCGCCGUGCAAGUACGUUCCCUUCAGACUGUCGCGACACGAUAUUCAUCCUGUACGGCCAUACGAGUGUGCGUAACGUUGUAACGACUAACCGUUCGGGCGAUACGAGUGAGCGAUUUUCACUUGUCGUUCGUGCAAACGUUAUCGGCCGACAGUCAUAAUACACUCGCUGACGAUUUCACCUGCAAGUUGCUGUGCUAAGACAUCCAAGCCCUGGACUUCAUAAAUAUAGGUACAAUUUAAAAUGCAACAUGUCAACAUUCAACAAAACUUUACACAUGUGGUUGAAGCUGAUGAAUUUCUAUCGCUAUCAUCUGAACAGUUAGUUAGGCUGAUCCCCAGUGAUGAGCUUACGGUGCUAUGCGAAGAAAAAGUAUUUGAAUGUAUGGUUUGUUGGGUAAAGCAUGACUCAGAUUCUAGAAAAUGUAUUUUACCCCAAUUGUUGGAACAUGUUCUUUUACCAUUAACAUCGGAAUCAGGAACUCUAAAAAGUGUAGAAGCAUACAGACCAAGUACAGGAGUUUGGAAUACAAUGGCAGACAUGCAUUUGCCUCGAAAAAAUCUAGGUGUCGUUGAAUUUGAAAGAUUAUUGUAUGCAGUCAGUGGACGUGACGGAUUAUCUAUUUUGGAUCCUGUAUAGUUUUACAAUCCCAUCACAAAUACUUGGACCAUGCUAGGAGCGUCAAUGAAUGUACCACGGUGUUAUGGGGGAGCAGUAGCCAAUGAUAGACCAUCUAAUAUUUAAACUGUGUUAGCAUACAUGAUUUUACAAACAUCCUACAGACAUAAAUAUGAAAAAAAAAUGUAUACUAUAGAUCUAUCAAAUAAUUUAUAAAGUAUAACAAAUAUACUGAUAUACAAAUA